AUGAAGUUCCUCGCUGUAUUUGUUACUGGGCUCUCGCUCGCUAUCCAAGCCGAAGCUGCAUGCCCCACGGUCGACCAGAUACGUACUUGGAUAAAAAAACAGGGCAUCACUCUCGACAAGACCGUUUUCUACACCAGCCCAUAUAGCACCAACAGGGACGCCAUGAACUAUGCCAACAAGAUCAACGGAAAAUUCUGGGGUAACGUAUACCCUAAUGAUCAGUUGUAUGAGUGGCUCGGCGAAUGUGGCCCGGGCACUGCCCAAGACGACCUUGCUCCUAGAAUGUCUGAAGCUCUUGCAAGAGAGACCACGGGCUCGGCAUAUAUAUUGUUGAAGAAGGGCACAACCCCCCGGCCCGCAUCAGUUUUCAUGGUAUACGAAUACCCAAACCUUAACGUCAAGGUCUAUGCGGUAAAUCCAGAGGACUUAGACGAGACGAAAGAGUGGACUCCAGACACAAACUGGAAGCGAGCGGUUUCGUUCGGCGAUGUCCCGGUGUUAGGAUAA
Molecule: messenger RNA, 507 nt
Organism: Daldinia vernicosa
Lineage: Eukaryota; Fungi; Ascomycota; Sordariomycetes; Xylariales; Hypoxylaceae
Exons: 2
Coding region: 1-507 (168 amino acids)
Source: RefSeq, a predicted model, not a curated record